Messenger RNA from Alternaria atra, 1350 nucleotides. RefSeq lists its product as uncharacterized. Gene Ontology annotation, molecular function: double-stranded DNA binding; ATP binding; ATP-dependent DNA damage sensor activity. Bases 1 to 1350 code for a protein of 449 amino acids. The transcript is spliced from 2 exons. Lineage: Eukaryota; Fungi; Ascomycota; Dothideomycetes; Pleosporales; Pleosporaceae. Gene Ontology annotation, biological process: DNA recombinase assembly; DNA repair; mitotic recombination. The record is from RefSeq and is a predicted model, not a curated record.
AUGACGGAUCUGCUGCAGGUGCUGCCUGACUUCGACGCGAAACCCUACACCCAUCUGCUGCCCUCGCUCGACAAGGUCCUGAUCACCACAAAUGACCUGCUUACUCUUGACGCUGCCGAUGUUGCCAAACGCGCCCAGCUGCCGGCGGGAGAGGUGAGGAAGCUCGCAGAUGCCGUGAUAGCUGCUCUGCACCACCAACUUGGUUUCGGCGGAGAGGAAGCAGUCGGCAAUUCCUUCCUUUCCGCAUCGGGUAAUCCGGACUCUCCGAACGAUGGUUCGACUUGUAUAAGCACCUUGGAUGAAGAGCUGGAUGCUGCCUUGGGUGGAGGCAUACCGCGCGGGUACCUGGUUGAGGUCACCGGCGAGAGUGGUGCCGGUAAAACGCAACUACUCCUCACCCUGCUGCUGGCUUCACAACUGCCGCCUCCCCAAGGUCUUGCCAAAUCAGCAGUCUACAUAUCUACCGAGGCGAUACUAUCUACAAAUCGCCUCGCCCAGCUGCUAUCCUCUCACCCAGCCCUCGCUUCACUGCCCGCCGAUCAAAAGCCCUCAUUGUCGCGCGUGCUGAGCAUACAAACCCCAGAUCUCGAAUCACAAGAGCACAUCUUGCGCUAUCAGCUACCCGUAGCCAUCGAGAAGCAUGACGUCGGCCUUGUCAUCCUGGACUCUGUUGCGGCCAACUACCGCGCCGAGUUCGAGAAGCAAGGCACAGGCAAUGGGGCUGCGGCUAUGGCUAGGCGAGGCACACAGCUUGUACAGCUAGGUGCACUACUAAGAGAACUCGCGCGCACAGAAGGCAUAACUGUCGUCGUGGCCAAUCAGGUUGCCGACCGAUUUACAAAGGCACCAUCUGCUGUAUCCUCUAAUACUGCUUCACGCACAGCAUCCACCAACAGUCAAGGCACUGUCCGUACACCCUCAACUAACAGUCAAGGAGACAACCAGGACCAUGCACCUCACCCAGCCUCACAACCAAGCGAAAGCCUACUCCUCUCCCCCGACCCUCUCGCUCUCGACCACCAACAACGCUGGUUCACCGGUUGGGGCGACUCGCAAUACGAACAAGCCCACGUGCAAAAGACACCUUCACUGGGCCUCGUCUGGACAAACCAACUCGCCUGCCGUAUCGUCCUAAAGAAGAUGCCCGUCUUCGCCAGCAGAGGACCCCUAAUCCACACCGUCAACGGCCAAGACCAGUGGAAUGACGCAGAGGAAACCCAUAUUUCAAAGUGGAGACGCUGGUUCAAGGUUGUGUUUGCGCCUUGGGCUCCGCCGUCUGAGGGAAGGGGCGUCGAGUUUGAGAUACAGAAGAGUGGGAUUAGACAUGUAGUUAAACCUGAGAAGAAAUAA